UUCAACAAUCCCUACGUCAAAAAAUUCAAAAUUUCAAAAUUUCUUUUUCGUCAACACAUCUCAAAAUUCUCCGUUCGGCAAAACCAACAUUUUCAACAUGCAGCAACACCCACCGGACAAUGAGUUCGUCCACGUGGACAUCUCAGUUUCACCAGUACCACCACCCGUUUCCGCUGCGCCCAGCGGUCCGAAAAUACCGCCCAAACUCUUGGCCAUAAUGAAGAAAUACAAGUACAACUGGAGACUGGAUCAGUUGGCGAAACCCAAGAUGCCGAUCAGGAAGUAUGUUCCUCGAGAGAUAGGUCUGAUUAAAGCAGGAAAGAUACCGCUGAAAAGGUUGAGCGAUGAGAUCCAGUAUUAUUCAGAUCAAAUAUCCAGACCACCCUUAAGGAGUCUAUACUGUAACAAGCACUACUUCGAAAACAUCAGCAAAAACUACAAGAAAAAAAUUACUAAGAACAUUAAUAAAGCCUGGGAUUCGAUUUAUAAUUAUUACAAGAAAAAGGAAAGAGACAGGAAGCUCAGGUUAUUAAGAAAACAGGCUACAGGUAAAGAGAAAAAGCGUGAACUGGACAUGAAAAGACAUGAUGAACUUGCCAAGCCUAAAGCUCUCUUCAAACCGGAACCUAUCAAACCCAAAAAGCCACCACAAAUAUUCUCGAAUUAUGGCCGGUUGGACACAUUGGCAACUCCAAGACCUUGUAUCAUGCAAACGCCCAAAUCUCUGGAGGUUAACCCGGCAGCUCUGACGUAUGAAGCCACAGAAACUGUCAUACGUUUAGCCAAACUUCCACCAAGACUUCUAAAUCUACCGAAACCACUCGAACCAGGCAAAGUUAAGAAGAGUGCUCUUAGAUACAAUGCUACACCAAGAAUUAUAGAAAUAGCUAUGCCCAAACAGCGUAGCGAUAAGUCAAAGGAAGACGAAGAUUUUGAUCCGUUUGCUAUAUCUAAGAAGGCUUUGACCUACAAACCAACUCCAAGAAUAAUAGAAAUGGCCAAGCCUAAAGAAAGAGACUAAGAUUUGUGUUGCUGCAUACUUAUACAAAAAAAUAUAAUAAGACAAAAAAGUGUGUUAAAAUGUUAAGAAAAAAUGUAACUGAUGAAAUAAAAGAAGUACGUUUUAGUUUA
Molecule: messenger RNA, 1131 nt
Organism: Sitophilus oryzae (rice weevil)
Lineage: Eukaryota; Metazoa; Arthropoda; Insecta; Coleoptera; Curculionidae
Gene: Theg
Exons: 6
Coding region: 98-1021 (307 amino acids)
Source: RefSeq, a predicted model, not a curated record